Molecule: messenger RNA, 1264 nt
Organism: Galleria mellonella (greater wax moth)
Lineage: Eukaryota; Metazoa; Arthropoda; Insecta; Lepidoptera; Pyralidae
Gene: Reph
Product: proline and serine-rich protein 2
Exons: 6
Coding region: 516-1247 (243 amino acids)
Source: RefSeq, a predicted model, not a curated record
UUACGUGUUCCGGUUCUUUGUCAUCAAUGGGUUGCCGGACUAGUCCAUUUUAUGUGCUUUUCAAAUUCAUUUUUCGCAAUAUUUCAGGCGGUUUCGGAUUAAUUAGAUGAACUGACAGAACCUUUACGACUUUCCCAUUGUGUUACGCAUAAUUCUUUUGACGAAAGUGCAGUAUUUGAAACGAUGGCAUAUACGCCCUUCUGAGGCCGGCAAGCCGCGGCCACUUCAGCUGACUCGUCGUCGUGACGUCGUACGCAAGGCUACUCUAUCUAAACUAGUAGUAGUCCGGUGAUCGACUGAGGCGGUCGAGUGCGGCAUUGCGGAAGUGAUAUGCGGAUAUGUCGUUGAGGGUUAAAAUGUUAUUGGAACGAUUCCCAUAAACGCGAGCGCGACUGUAUCGCGGCCGGGUGAGUUUAGUAUCGCGCUAGAAAUCGUAAAGAGUCGUGCGAACGGAGGGCGCAGCGCUAACGUAGCGAGUGCCGCGGCGGAGGACCGGACCGAGCCGAGGCUCAAUAAUGCUCAAGUUCCUGACUCACAAGCUGCGGACGCAUUCGUUGAAUGAGGAGAACGUUUCCGAGAAGGUGGAGGAGCGGGACUCCGGCACUGAGUCUGACGACGAGGCGGACCGCGAGCCCGUUGAUUACUGCACAGACGUCAUCAUGAAGUGGAACGACGUCACGGAUAUCAGUAUGGGUGGCGAGGCGUGCGCGUGCGCACCUACGCCGCCACGACUACUACCCGAGCCCGAGCCUGACCACUUGUACGACCACCACUCCUCCGAGGAGGAGCUAGAGGUGAUCAACGGCGCGCCGAGCGGCGCGGGCGCGGGCGCGGGCGCGGAAGCGGGCGCGGGCGCGGCGGCGGGCGCGGGCGCGGGCGCGGGCGCGAGCGAGUCGCGGCGGCGCGGCGCGUCGUCGCCGCCGCCCGCCGCGCCCGAGAAGCGCAAGUGGCCCGCGCAGCCCUACCUCGACGCCGACGCGGACGACCUCGCCGCCAGGGCGCCCUCCUCCGACGACGACGACACCAAGGUAGAGACUCCGGUGCGGUUCCGGACGUCACCUCCCCUGGAGGCACUGAAGCCGCGGCGGGCGGGCGGCACGGUGUGCGCGUGCUCGAGUAGCCGCGGCGAGCGCGCCGAGCGCGAGCGCGAGCGAGCACCGGCUUCGCCGCGACGUCGCCGGAUGCCCCUCCCACCACCGCGCCGGCAUCGGCCUGCUCUUGAUUUUGAUAAGAUGCAGCAGGUAUGAUCUACAUCUUGUUGUAA